GGAGAUGCAAUAGUCUGGUGGCGUGCCUGCGUGAUAUGGUCCAGGAACCGUGCGGUCAUAGCUCUGGCUGUGGGCGCUGUCACCGCAUCAAUCUCUAACCUCUAUUUCACAGGGACCGGUGUCGCAGCUCCAACCAUCAUCGCCACCGGACCGGGAUUGGCGUCUUGGUUUUCGAAGUAUGGUGUCGCUGCUUCGGGCCUGUCCCUCCUGAGUAACAUCUUUACCACAACUCUCAUUGCAUAUAAAGCUUGGGAGCAUCGGCGUAUCUUCAAGGAUAAUCUGGAUGGUCUAUCUGUCACCACACAGGCGCAGCGAAUAUUGACUCUCCUCGCGGAGUCUGGGGUGGCGUAUUGUAUACUUUGGGUAUGUGACAAUGCUACAUUAAGC
Trametes versicolor FP-101664 SS1 is the source of this 387-nucleotide messenger RNA. RefSeq lists its product as uncharacterized. The record is from RefSeq and is a predicted model, not a curated record. The annotation marks the transcript as partial. Lineage: Eukaryota; Fungi; Basidiomycota; Agaricomycetes; Polyporales; Polyporaceae. The transcript has 3 exons.